Heterostelium album PN500 is the source of this 636-nucleotide messenger RNA. RefSeq lists its product as uncharacterized. The record is from RefSeq and is a predicted model, not a curated record. The transcript has a single exon. Bases 1 to 636 code for a protein of 211 amino acids. NCBI's taxonomy places the organism in Eukaryota, Evosea, Eumycetozoa, Acytosteliales, Acytosteliaceae.
AUGAAGUGCAAUAUUAAAAUUAUAAUCUUUUUAAUUUUUAUUUUCUGUCAACAUGUCUAUUGUAAAAUUAGUUUGGUCAGUAAUGAUACUGGAGUAUGGAUGCCUCUCAAGUCGAUUGAGAUAGGCGAUCAAUUCAGUUACACCGCGACCAUCGAUAAAGAUAAGAAUGAAAGCUUCAGAAUAAUCUAUGAGACUUCUAAGGAUCAAUCCUAUACAACUGUACUCUCUAUUCACUCCACCGAUCAAAAGAAUCAGAAAUCAAUGUUUGUUUGGACUGGCCAAGAUAGUCUGCCAGUUGUAUACUACUAUGGUUUGACACCACUGAACAAAUCGAUCGAUUGCAACACCAAGAAUAUCGACCUGACAAUCAAGAGUGACACAGCAGGUAGUUCUGCUUCUUCUGUCACCUAUGUCAUUUCGCUAUACUCACAAGAAUAUCUACCUUGCUCAACAAAUCCAAACAACAAUACAGUUACAAAAACACCUGUAAAUCCUGAAGACAGUUCUCAUGUAGCCAAAGAAACAACAGCAGCAACAACGACAACAAACACUAAUGACAAAAACAAUUCAAUCUUUUUAUUACCAUCAUUUAUUGUUGUUUUCUGUUCAAUUUUAAUAUUAAAUAUCUUUAUUUAA